AUGGGUCAAAGUUGUAAUGGAUGUUAGUGUUAGCAUCGUUCUAAUGAAGUGAUUCAAGAGAUUUAUGUUAAAAAGAAACCUAAGAAAAAGGUAGAAAAAUAAGAUAAGGGUGAGAAAUAAUAAUAAAAGAGAGAGAAUGUUAAGAAAUUGAUUGAUGAUAGUUAAUAAGAUAAGAAUAAAAUUUCAUAAGGAGAUGCAGCAGUAAAAAUAUAAAGAAAUUGGAAGAAGCAUAGGAAAUAAAAAUAAAAAGAAAUAAGAGUUUAGAGAGUAGGAGGUCAUAUGAAAUAAUAAUACUUUAAAGAAGAGAGAGCAAAUUCAUAAACAGCUAUAGAUGCUAAUAGAGUAAAGAGUGAAGCAUAUAAGUGAUAAAUAAUGUGAAAUUAGAUUUCAUUCAGGUGCAAUAUAUGAAGGAGAAUGGAAAGAUAAAAAGAGAGAUGGAUUUGGUAUAUAAAAAUGGCCAGAUGGAGCUAGAUAUGAAGGUUAAUGGGUAGAAAAUAAGGCUUGUGGAUAAGGAAAGUUUUAUCAUGCUGAUGGAGAUUUAUUUGAAGGAGAAUGGAAAGACGAUAAAGCAAAUGGUUGGGGAAUAUAUAGUCAUUUUAAUGGAGCUAAGUAUGAAGGAGAAUGGAAGGAUGAUUUAUAACAUGGAAAGGGAAUAGAAACUUGUAUGAUCAUAAGAUGUUAUGAUAGGGUAGGAUAAAUCAAAAUAUUGUGGAGAUUAUAUUGAUGGAAAGAAAUAUGGUAAAGGUAGAUAUGAUUGGGCAGAUGGUUCAUAUUACGAAGGAGAAUGGAAAGAUAAUAAAAUUAAUGGUUUUGGUACAUAUAAAUGGGCAGAUGGUCGUGGUUAUACUGGAUAAUGGUUAUGGAAUAAUAUGAAUGGAGCAGGAGUUUAUAAAUGGUAAGACGGUAGAAAAUAUGAUGGAUAAUAUUUAAAUGAUAAAAAACAUGGUUAGGGAAUUUAUUAUUGGGCAGAUGGUAGAAAAUAUGAAGGAGGAUGGAAAAAUGGUAAAUAACAUGGCACUUCUAAAUACUAUUUAAAUGAUGGAACUAUUAAAAUUGGUAUUUGGGAAGAUGGUAAAAGAAUUAAAUGGUUAGAUGAUUUAUGA
Messenger RNA from Paramecium sonneborni, 1103 nucleotides. Lineage: Eukaryota; Ciliophora; Oligohymenophorea; Peniculida; Parameciidae. The record is from the annotation of a GenBank genome assembly.